UCGGUAAACUUUGGGGGCCCUCCCUUCCCGCGAGGAGAGAGGGGGGUGGGUGGUAAUCCGUCGCUGUGCGACCGCGAGCGUGCGGUAACGGCAGCAGCGACAGCAACAGGAGAGGGCGGCGGGGGGAGCUUAGCUUAGGGUGGGGGUGUGAUAGUCGUCAUCCCCCGUCCCACGAUUCGACGCUGCCCCCGACUUGAGCACACAUUUUCUUCUCUCCUGAAGCAAAAGUCACUCAAGACUAGUCCGACAAAACCUAGGGGUACUAUGGCUAUUUCAAUGAGGGAAGUGGAUCCGGUCUUUCAAGGGGCUGGUCAGAAAGAUGGAUUGGAAAUAUGGCGGAUUGAAAAAUUGCAAGCUGUUCCUGUUCCCAAGGAAUCACAUGGGAGAUUUUUCACAGGAGAUUCCUAUGUGAUACUGAAGACAAGUGCUCUUAAAAAUGGUUCUUUUCGGCAUGAUAUUCAUUAUUGGCUUGGUAAAGAUACUAGUCAGGAUGAAGCUGGCACAGCUGCAAUCAAGACUGUAGAGUUGGAUGCUGCUCUUGGUGGACGUGCUGUUCAAUAUCGCGAAGUACAGGGGAAUGAGACAGAGCGAUUUCUUUCAUAUUUUAAACCUUGUAUCAUACCAGUGGAAGGUGGAAUUGCAUCUGGUUUCAGGCAUACUGAAAUCAAUAAACAGGAGCAUGUGACAAGGUUAUUUGUCUGCCGAGGAAGGCAUACAGUCCAUGUCAAAGAGGUUCCAUUUGCACGAUCAUCACUCAACCAUGAUGAUAUAUUUAUUUUAGAUACAAAGUCCAAAAUAUUCCAGUUCAAUGGAUCGAAUUCAAGUAUCCAGGAGAGGGCUAAAGCCCUUGAGGUUGUGCAAUAUUUGAAAGACACCAACCAUGAGGGCAAAUGUGACGUAGGUGCAGUUGAGGACGGCAAGCUGAUGGCAGAUGCUGAUGCUGGUGAAUUCUGGGGCCUCUUUGGUGGAUUUGCACCUCUUCCAAGAAAAACCUUUUCUGAUCUUAAUGGAAAAGAUCCUGCUUUCUCUUCGAAGUUGAUCUGUAUAAAUAAGGGUAAGACAGUACCAGUUGAUUGUGAUGUUCUAACAAGAGAGCUGCUAGAUUCGACAAAGUGCUAUCUACUAGACUGUGGAUCUGAAAUUUAUGUCUGGAUGGGUAGAGAAACACCUCUUGAAGAGAGGAAGCAGGCAGGAUCUGCUGCUGAGGAAUUACUUCGUGAAGGAAAGAGGCCAAAAUCUCAUAUUGUUCGUCUCAUGGAAGGAUUUGAGACUGUUAUAUUCAGAUCCAAAUUCAGCAAAUGGCCUAAGAAAGCUGAUGCCGUUGUGUCUGAUGAGAGCAGAGGAAAAGUUGCAGCUCUUCUUAAGCGGCAAGGAUUUAAUGUUAAGAGUCUUGCAAAAGCUGCUCCUGUGAAGGAAGAGCCGCAACCUCAAAUUGAUUGCACAGGCAACCUACAGGUUUGGCGCGUAAAUGGCAGUGAAAAGACUUUCCUUUCAUUCUCUGAGCAAUGCAAAUUCUACAGUGGGGAUUGUUAUAUAUUUCAAUAUAGCUAUCCUGGUGAAGAGGGCGAGGAGUGUCUCAUUGGUACCUGGUUUGGGAAAAAGAGUGUUCAGGAGGAGAGGACUACAGCCACUUCAGUUGCUAGCAACAUGAUUGAGUCUCUAAAAUUUCAGGCAGUCAUGGUUCGCCUUUAUGAAGGAAAGGAGCCUGCAGAGUUUUUCUCAAUAUUUCAGAACCUGGUUAUAUUCAAGGGUGGUGUUAGUACUGGGUAUAAGAAUUUUGUCUCAGAAAACAGUAUUGAGGAUGAUACAUAUUCAGAAAAUGGGGUUGCUCUUUUCCGGGUUCAAGGUUCAGGACCAGAAAACAUGCAAGCCAUUCAAGUUGAUACGGCUGCUUCAUCUCUGAACUCUUCUUAUUGUUACUUACUUCAUGAUGGAGAUACAUUAUUUACAUGGAUUGGGAAUCUAAGCUCGUCAAUGGACCAAGAGCUUGCUGAGAGGCAGUUGGAUGUGAUCAAGCCAAAUCUUCAAUCCAGAAUACUCAAGGAAGGGUCAGAAUAUGAUCAGUUUUGGAAGUUACUUGGAGUCAAGUCAGAGUACGCCAGCCAAAAGAUUGCUAAAGAUCAAGAAAGCGAUCCUCAUUUAUUCUCUUGUACUUUUUCAAAGGGAGUGCUUAAGGUUAAAGAAAUAUUCAACUUUACUCAAGAUGAUUUGAUGACAGAGGACAUUUUUAUUUUGGACUGUCAUUCAUGUGUCUUUGUAUGGGUUGGACAACGUGUGGACACAAAAACGCGAGCACAAGCUUUGAGCAUUGGAGAGAAAUUUCUUGAACUUGACAUUUUAAUGGAGAACUCCUCGCAAGAAACACCAGUUUAUGUCAUCACUGAAGGGAGUGAGCCCCAAUUUUUCACCAGGUUCUUCACUUGGGACUCUGCAAAAUCAGCUAUGCAUGGGAACUCAUUUGAAAGGAAGCUAUCUAUAGUGAAGGAUGGAGUAAAGCCAAAAAUAGAUAAACCUAAAAGAAGGCCAACGACGUCAUCAUCACACACUGGACGAUCCAGUGUACCUGAUAAAUCUCAGCGUUCCAGAAGUAUGUCAUUCAGUCCUGAUCGUGUAAGAGUUAGAGGAAGAUCACCAGCAUUCAAUGCAUUAGCUGCUAACUUUGAGAACCCAAAUGCUCGGAAUCUAUCAACACCUCCACCAGCUGUUAGAAAACCAUCUCCAAAGUCUGUCUCUCCAGAUUCUACAAAGCCACCUCAGCGGUCUGCUUCAAUUGCUGCAAUUUCUGCUUCUUUCGAGCGGCCUAGACCAACUCUGAUACCAAAGUCAAUUAAAGCGAGUCCUGAUGUAAACAAACCCCAACUUGAAGCAAGCAAGCCGAAACCAGAGGCAAAUGGCAAGGAUAGUACCCCUGUGAAGGAUAGUCCAACUGUAACUCCAACGAUAAAGGAAGAUGUGAAGGAGGGGCAGCCAGAAGAUGAGGAAGGGCUCCCUGUGUAUCCAUAUGAGCGCUUGAGGACAUCUUCCACCAAUCCUGUGACAGACAUUGAUGUUACAAGGCGUGAGACAUAUCUAUCUGCGACAGAGUUCAGGGAAAGGUUUGGGAUGGCAAAGGAGGCUUUUGCGAAGCUACCAAAGUGGAAGCAGAAUAGGCUAAAGAUUGCCCUUCAAUUGUUUUGAAAUCUCUCACCGUGAAACAAGACAGUGUUUUGAACAGUUAGUGAAAAGGACAAUUUGAUUAGACUGGUUCCGAAGGUAGAAUCAUGUUUACCAGUCGCUUUGUGGUCUCUUGCGAGGUUGCAGUGUAUGCAGCAUUGGUUGUAAGUUUAUCCUGGCUUGGGUCAAGGGACCCUUGUCAGGUAUUGGCGGGCGCAGGACCAGUGAAUUUUUAGCUGCUCCUGCUUCCAAAUAUGUGUUGUUGUUCACUGACAAUUUUUCAUGUUGUCUUGGAUUGCUGCAUUAGCGGUCCAGUUACUCCAAUUUUUUCUACCAUUCCUAGGUCAGGGUUUGGUUGUGAGUUUGAUCCCUUCCCCCCUUAAAAGCCUCAUAUUUGUUUGAUUUAUUUUUUAAACUAGAGGGUUCCCUGGGACAAUAAGGGAGACGUAUAUGGUGUAACUUCGGCAACAGAAAAUGGUGUACAAAAGAGUUUGUUGAAGAA
This is a messenger RNA of Oryza brachyantha (malo sina), 3655 nucleotides long. Its product is annotated as villin-3. Gene Ontology annotation, biological process: actin filament severing; cytoskeleton organization. The record is from RefSeq and is a predicted model, not a curated record. Lineage: Eukaryota; Viridiplantae; Streptophyta; Magnoliopsida; Poales; Poaceae. The coding region runs from base 265 to 3177 and encodes 970 amino acids. Gene Ontology annotation, molecular function: actin filament binding. The transcript is spliced from 23 exons.